AUGACACUGGGCGCUAGUGGCUCUUUCUAUGAGACCUCCUCGAAUGGUGAUAGGAGGCCCUGUGGGUUGAAGAUGUCGACCUCCAACUCCUUGGCAGACCCCAAAGCCAAAAACUGUGAAGCCGAUACAAAGCACGCCUGUGCAAAAGGGAAGCUACUUUGCCAGGAGGAACUGGUCGUCACCGAAACACUUGCUACAUCGCCAGACUCCUUGAACCUCUCAUCUCCGGUGAGUUCCAACCACAAGGAGUGUAACUUCUGCGGCGGAAAGUUCCUGCCCGAAGCCACAGCCUUCAUGGAGGAUGGGAAGCCUUUCAGAUGUCAAUACGCCUUGGAUGAGAUCCGCCGAGGUGAUUCACACUUUUCCUGCGUCGAGGCAGCAGAGCGGCUGGUGGACUGCUGUGCAGACACGCCGGCUGAGCCGACAGAGACUCAGUGGACCGGCGCGCCCUGCGAACUGUGCGCUGGCCACGGCGAGCUCAAUGGCUCAGCCGUGGCCAUGAUCCUCUCCGGUGACCCCAUGAACUGCUCCACUGCGCAGCAGCUGCUUCGCACCGGCCGGGCGCCCAUUAGUUGCGAAACGGCGCAAAGUUCCGAACUGCUAGGGCGCUGUUGCGCUUCGAGUGGCUAUUCCUCCAGCAGGAAUUGCAGUAUUUGUGCUCCGGGGGAGACCUUCCUCCCGGAGGCCACCGAUCCCAGUGGCGACCGCACCUGUGCCGAUGCCCGCACCGCACUCGCGGCAUCCAGCGGAAGGUGUGGCGCAGAGGAACUGAAGGAGACCUGCUGCAAAUGCAAUCUUUGCGAUGACGGUGGGCUGAACGGCGAAGAGUUGGCGAUGUAG
Molecule: messenger RNA, 840 nt
Organism: Durusdinium trenchii
Lineage: Eukaryota; Dinophyceae; Suessiales; Symbiodiniaceae
Source: the annotation of a GenBank genome assembly